AUUUGCUUCUUUAGACUUGUUGAAUGAAACAGUGGAAAAGAUCAAAGUCUUCUUAUGGAAAUCCCUACAUGGUGCUCUACCAGUAGGAGAACAGUUUGCAAUAAGAAACAUUCCAGUAACCAGCCGCUGUGCUCGGUGUGAUUCAGAAGAGUCAGUGGUCCAUCUGCUGUUCAAUUGUCCCUAUGCAAAGAAAGUCUGGGAGUUAGCACCAUCAGCAAGCUAUAUAAACUCCCUAAGCUUCACCUCCUUCCCUGAGGGCUGGAAUAGAGUUAGGAAGAUACCUUCUCUACCGCCAACAGGUAUCGAAGCAGGUACUUUCUCGGCAUGGAUCGUGUGGUCAAUCUGGUGCUCCAGGAAUCAGCUAAUUUUCGAGAAGAGAAACUUCUCACCCGAAGAGACAAUCCUGAAAGCUAUCUCGGAUGCUCGUGAAUGGAUGAUGGCACAGCCUCCCCAAAAUCCAAACCGAUCGAAACCUUUGAUCAGACUCGAACCAAUCCCUAGAGCUCCCGAUCUACGCGUCAUCUUCACCGAUGCAGCAUGGAACCCACUGACGGGAAACGCAGGCUUUGGUUGGAUCGUUGAUGAUCUGGUCUCGCCAUCACAAUAUGCAGCGAAUGCGACCUUCGUCUCAUCGCCUCUCAUGGCAGAAACUCUGGCUGUCCUUAAAGCCAUAACCUUUGCUCAAUCACGCGGUAUGGCCUCGAUCCUCAUCCUCUCAGACUCCCAAGUUCUCAUCAACACAAUCAACAGGAGGGAGUUAUUGCUUGAGAUCUAUGGACCGCUCUGUGAUAUCUACCACCUGCUUCUCUCAUUUAUGUCGGAAUGUUUGUUUCCAAACUUUGCAUUUAGCUUAACUACUCUACUUGUGGAGAAACACCUAAUCAAAUUUUGCGAUUAAUCUUUUACUUCAUUUACAUGAUGGGUUCAUAUGUGCAAUAAGCUAGCUAGUCGGCAUGUACGUGUAGGUUUAGCCGAACCAAGCAAUGCCCCCUGCUGCGAUAUUUGCGAAAAUGCACCUGCCUUCUUUUACUGUGAGAUAGAUGGUAGUUCCCUUUGUCUGCAAUGUGACAUGGUCGUUCAUGUUGGUGGCAAGCGAACACACGGCCGCUUUCUUUUGCUCAGACAGAGAAUUGAGUUUCCAGGGGACAAGCCUAAACCACCAAACAAUACGAGAGCCAAUUUGCAAAACCAAAGAGUCUCUUCAAAUGCCAACGGUGAAGCUAAUGGCAAGACUACUGAUGACGAAAUGAUUGAUCUCAACUCUAACCCUCAGAGACUUCAUGAGCCUUCAUCAAAUAACCAUGGUAUCGAUGUAAAUAACACGAGCAAUCACGAGACUCCAGGUGUUGUGCCCUUUAAACGAGAGCCUGACAAGUGAUAAAGGGUCUGGUGUUUUUAUUGUUGAAGAAAGAAGAAAGGCUUGUUGUCUUUGUUUGUGCAUUAUCUCUUAGUUUAAAGGAAAGAGCUCACACGAAUGUCAAAGCUAACAUACCUGAAUAUUCCGAACAAUUUCUUUCUAUUUUUUCUCAAAUAAAAAUCCUUUCGAAAAAAUAUAUAUUCACAGAUAGAUAAGUUCAAUAUAUUAAAGAUAGUAUGGAGAGGUGGCGAAGUGGAUCUCUCGUCAUUUUAUCGUGGACUAUUUCUUGAGAAUAAUUUUCAAUUUUAAAUGAUCAAAGAUAGUAGAUAACUUCAAUAUAUUACAAACUUAUUAAAAGGAGUAGCUAAUGCAAAUUCAGCAGAGAAAAUAAGUGAUUUGACAUGAUAAUAACAACCAUACUCGAAAA
This is a messenger RNA of Brassica napus (rape), 1784 nucleotides long. Its product is annotated as B-box zinc finger protein 19. Gene Ontology annotation, biological process: regulation of DNA-templated transcription; photomorphogenesis. The transcript is spliced from 7 exons. Gene Ontology annotation, cellular component: nucleus. Bases 929 to 1378 code for a protein of 149 amino acids. Lineage: Eukaryota; Viridiplantae; Streptophyta; Magnoliopsida; Brassicales; Brassicaceae. The record is from RefSeq and is a predicted model, not a curated record. Gene Ontology annotation, molecular function: zinc ion binding; nucleic acid binding; RNA-DNA hybrid ribonuclease activity.